Molecule: messenger RNA, 687 nt
Organism: Lottia gigantea (owl limpet)
Lineage: Eukaryota; Metazoa; Mollusca; Gastropoda; Lottiidae
Exons: 2
Coding region: 1-687 (228 amino acids)
Source: RefSeq, a predicted model, not a curated record
AUGCCUCCAAUACGUGUUACAUUCACCAUCCCAACUGGAGAAGAAAAAACCUACACAGUACCAUAUAAACCAUUAUCACCAACUGUGGUCACCCAGAACUUCAUUUUAGAUGGUGACAAAAAGGUCAGAAAGAGUCUGGGGAACCGACAUGUCUCCUUCAAAACCGUUCCGUCCAUGUUGAUACCCAGAGUAAGAGUUAGAGAAGACAACGAUUUUAUGGAUCUGUCUGAUUUAGUGAUACCCGAUGAUGAUUUGAAGGCAAUUCACUUAGCAGCUCUAUAUCCAUCAAUACUCAAUCACCAAUCUAAAACCCGAGGAGAUUCAGUCAGAGGCAGACGACUGGGUGGUAGAAGAGUGACAUUUAGUGACAUCAUCUGUGUUUGCGGAUCAGAUUCGGAAACUGAAUCCAUCUGGUCUUUAUCAUCUAGUGGAUUUGGAAGCAGCUGUUCACCACCACCAUACUUAGAAUCGUUUGGAUCAACACUUCCGGAUAUAACGGUCACUCAAAAACGACUUUCAUCAGCAUAUUUAGGUUCUGAUGAUCAUCAGCAUCACGGGAGAAGGUGCAGUUUGUGUCAUGAAUUAGAAGAUCCGAGACAAAGGGUAGUCAAAUAUUUUGGAAGCGUUAAUCAGUUUUUGAAUUGGAUAUUUUCAAAGUGGGGAAAGGGCUUUAAUCCCCAAUCUUAA